Messenger RNA from Antechinus flavipes (yellow-footed antechinus), 2698 nucleotides. RefSeq names its product threonyl-tRNA synthetase 2, mitochondrial (gene TARS2). Gene Ontology annotation, cellular component: mitochondrion; cytoplasm. Gene Ontology annotation, biological process: threonyl-tRNA aminoacylation. The coding region runs from base 65 to 2458 and encodes 797 amino acids. Gene Ontology annotation, molecular function: threonine-tRNA ligase activity; ATP binding. NCBI's taxonomy places the organism in Eukaryota, Metazoa, Chordata, Mammalia, Dasyuromorphia, Dasyuridae. The record is from RefSeq and is a predicted model, not a curated record. The transcript has 17 exons.
GGAACCGGUAAGAGCUGUUUCCGGGACAAGAGCUGUGGCAGCCUUUGCUUGGGGGGUCGUCAGUAUGCGUGGGCCGUGGCGGCGCCUCUGGGUCCGGAGGGCUCCGGGCUGCGGCUUACAUACGGCCCCCGCGACGACCCUUCCCCACUGGCUUGCCGAGAGGCUGGGCCUCUUUGAGGAGCUAUGGGCAGCGCAGGCCGAGCGCUUGGCGGAGAAGGCCCGGAGGGAGCGGCGGACGAUCUGUGUCCUGGUUCCCGGAGGCCGGAGGCUGGAAGGCGAAGCCUGGAGCACCACCCCCUACCAGGUAGCGCGGCAAAUCAGUUGUACCCUGGCAGACAGUGCACUGGCGGCCAGAGUCAAUGGCGUCCUCUACGAUAUGGACCGGCCCUUGGAGGGCGAUGCUGACCUGGACUUCCUGACUUUUGAUUCCCCCGAAGGAAAAGCGUUGUUCUGGCAUUCUAGUGCCCAUGUUCUGGGGGCAGCUGCUGAACAUCUUCUGGGUGCCCUCCUCUGCUGUGGCCCCAGCACCUCUUGUGGAUUCUACCAUGACAUAGCUCUCAGAGGGAAUCGGACAGUGCGGGGCUCAGAGUUGCCCAUCUUAGAACAGACAUGUCAGAGGAUCGUGGCUGCUGCUCACCCUUUCCGGCGGCUGGAAGCCUCUCGGGAGCAGCUUGGUCAGCUCUUUAAGGAUAACCCUUUUAAGCUUCAGCUGAUUGAAGACAAAGUAAAGGAACCAACUGCUACAGUCUAUGGAUGUGGCACAUCAGUUGACCUUUGCAAGGGCCCCUACCUCCGACAUACAGGACAGAUUGGUGUGCUAAAGCUCCUGACGAACUCAUCCUCAUCGUGGGUGGGGUCUUCAGGGGCUGAGGAGCCACUGCAACGAGUAUACGGCAUUUCCUUCCCCUCCAUUGAGGGGCUGAGAGCCUGGGAGAAGCAGAGGGAGGCAGCAACAGCGAAGGAUCACAGACGCAUUGGGAAAGACCAGGAGCUUUUCUUUUUCCACGAGCUGAGUCCUGGAAGCUGUUUUUUCCUGCCACGGGGGACAAGAAUCUAUAACGCGCUGGUGACUUUCAUCAGGGGUGAGUAUGCCCGGCGAGGGUUCUCUGAGGUGAGGACCCCAACCCUCUUCUCUACGAGACUCUGGGAGCAGUCCGGACACUGGGAGCAUUACAGUGAAGACAUGUUCAUUCUCCGGCCUACAGAGGCUGACGGACCCACUGAUUGCCAGAGUGACUGUUCCACCAGCCAGCCUAGGGACCUACUGGCCCUCAAGCCUAUGAACUGCCCUGCCCACUGCCUGAUUUUUGCCCACCGACCCCGGUCCUGGCGAGAGCUGCCCUUGAGGCUGGCGGAUUUUGGGGCCCUGCACCGAACUGAGGCCUCUGGGAAUCUGGGGGGCCUGACUCGGCUUCGGAGGUUCCAGCAGGAUGACGCCCACAUCUUCUGUGCUCCAGAUCAGGUUAUCUUUGUGCCAACCUGGCUACUUUCCCAGUUCUUUCCCACGCUCACAUGUUCCUUUUUUGUGGGGACCUACAGGCGGACCUGUCCCUUCUCUAUAGCCCUGAGGGCCAUCCUCUCUCACUCUUGCUUCCUUUCAGUUUCUCCUGCUGUCCCUCCUCUUCCUCAGAGUGGCCCCUGGACACACACAGCUCCUGGGCCCUCCACCAAACUUGCACUUCCCCUUGUGUCUGUCCCCCAGCUGGAGACUGAGAUCCAAGGAUGCCUCGAUUUCCUUCACUCGGUCUACACAGUCCUUGGCUUCUCCUUUCAUCUGGGGCUCUCAACCAGGCCGUCGUCUUUCCUAGGGGAGGCUCACCUUUGGGACCAGGCCGAGCAGAUCCUUGAAAAAGCCCUGAAUGAAUUUGGGGAGCCCUGGGAGCUGAAUCCUGGAGACGGUGCCUUUUAUGGACCCAAGAUUGAUGUUCAUAUCCAGGACGCCCUGGGCAGACCCCAUCAAUGCGGGACCAUCCAGCUUGACUUCCAGCUGCCCCUGAGAUUUGACCUCCAGUACAUGGGGCAGGCGGGGGUCCUGGAGCGCCCGGUCCUCAUUCAUCGAGCAGUGCUGGGCUCAGUGGAAAGAAUGUUGGGGGUGCUGGCUGAGAACUAUGGAGGCAAAUGGCCCCUGUGGCUCUCUCCACUCCAGGCCAUGGUCAUUCCCGUAGGAGCUGAGCAAGAGGGUUAUGCACGGGAGGUGCAGGAAGCCCUGCUCGCUGCAGGCCUGGUGGGUGACUUGGAUAAGGAUCCCAGCCUGACCCUUGGCCGGAGAGUGCGGCGGGCCCAGCUCUCCCAGUAUAACUUCCAGUUGGUGGUGGGUCCCAGAGAGCAGAGUCAAAGGACAGUGAACAUCCGCGCGAGAGACGGGCGCCAGCUCGGAGAGCGGGCUGUCGCGGAGGCGGUGGGCCGGCUUCGGGAGCUGCAGGCCGCCAGGGUCUGCAACGCCGAGGAAAUGUUCUGAGCCGUGCCCGAGCACACGCAGAGGGGCUCUGGAGAUUGAGCUGCCGCCCUCCCUCGGGAAUGGUGGGAGAAAGAAUGGGAUGGAGAUGCCGCUCCCAGUGGAAAAAUUGGGGGGCAUUUUGCUGGAACUCUACUGGAGUUGUGGGAAGAGGGAUGUCCCUUCUCUCUCCUGAAAAGAUCGACCCUGUAGACUGGUGAGGGGAAAGUGUGGAUGAGAAUGAGAAUAAAAACUUGAACUUCC